AUAGCCCGCGAAAAGACUCUUGUUGAAGCACAACUGCAACGUGAUCUGCUCGCCACCCAAGUGUCCAGUGGACCAUCGAACGAGGGAGAUGCUAAGCCGCAGGAUGAGAUCAUUAAUGAAAUGACGACAAAGCUAUGCGAUAGGAUCAAUUCUAUUAAGACUUAUGCGGAUCUGUCAAGAGCUCAGUUGGAGAACGAUCUGUCUAAUGCCAAUCGAGAGUUGGAGCAAAUGCGUAUGCGCUACGAGAAUGCGGAAGCGGCAAGAAAAGCUCUAAGUGAGAAAUAUAAAAAUGCCUUAGAAGGUUACGACGAGACACUCUCAUCUCCUCUUCGUAGACUGAAUUUGACCGUUACACCGGGAAGAAGAAACACAGACAGCAUGACCGCACGAAAGAAGAAGGAACGACGUCAGACGAUGUUUACGCCCAAAAGUACGGCAGGUCGUAAGUCUCGAGCUUUCAGACCAGUUUUGUUCGAUGAUAGUGCAGUAGAAGAUGAUGCUAAGGCUCAGGGGAAUAUUGAACAAGAUGAAGACAUGGUAGAAGAACGCGAGCUUCUACGCCUUGAGAUGGAUAACAAUCGCUUAUCGCAAAUACUCAGCGAAAAGGAUUCACAGAUUGAAGGGCUC
Molecule: messenger RNA, 627 nt
Organism: Strongylus vulgaris
Lineage: Eukaryota; Metazoa; Nematoda; Chromadorea; Rhabditida; Strongylidae
Source: the annotation of a GenBank genome assembly